CAGAUCCCAUAAUGGGUUUUAAAAUUAUGGCCCCUGAAAGGGGAUUGGGCUUGUUUUCCCUAUAUGGCUAUAUAGAAAACUUUGAAUACCUUCUACUCUGAAACUACUGGUCCUAUUCAAAGAUAAUUUUACUUAAAUGUUCCUUACCAUAUUCCAUCAAUUAAUUUCAACUCGUCGAAAAACAUGGCAACAAGGGUGUGGGGAUCAUUUCCCCUUUAUAGAAAAAUUUAAAAGUCUUCUUGUGAAAAACUACCGGCCUGAUUUGAAAAUUAUUUUAUUUGAAGUUACUUUAAGAAAAUGUCAACUUCGUAAUUCUUUUGAUUGAUCUUGGUUAUGAUCUUUUGACCUUCUUGCACUUAAGUUGAAUGAUAACAGCCAUUUUUUUUAGAUAACUGAAGAGGACCUUCAAGAAAAUGUCAACAAACUUGGAGAAUUGCUUCUGCUGCCUUGGAUCUUAAAUCCCAAAUUCAAAAAAUUCAAGGAAGCUACAGAUAACCUGUUACGAGGACUACAGAAGUAUUUAGACUUCCUGAAGUCUAUGAAGAAGAGAAACAAAGCCCAUCGAGACAGUACAGAACCAGUGAAGAAUUUAACUGAAAGUUGGAUCCUGAAAGUUAAUGAGGGCUGUGUCCAAGAGAAAGUAGAUAAAACAUAUGAGGCCCUUAUAGAGAGAUUGAAUGGAGUGGGGUUAUAUGAACCAAUUGAUUUAUGCGAUAUAGAAUCAUUGGACAAGGAAGUACGUAGAAAGUGGUUGAAUAACAUGAAAUUACCCUUUCCAGUCACACAGUUUACUUACAGAUAUGGGAAUUAUCUAGGUAAUUUGAAUAUGGUUUGGAAAAUACCACAGGACAUAAGAGAUAGAAAGUCAUCUGUUGAAUGUCAACUAGUUAAAGAUACACUAAAUCAGAUCUCUCUAUAUAAGACAAGAAGGAUGCAUAAGGACUUUAUAGCUAGAUACAGAAUGUUCGCAAAACCAGUUAUUCUUCGCAAUAUGUUUCAGUUCCUUACAGAGUAUGAGUACACUCCAGAAAGUUCAGAACAGUCGCAAAUUGACUUAAGGUUUUGUGAAUGUUUACUUGAAUCCGAAGAUACAGAGCUCAUAUUUGAUCUCAGAAAGCAUAACGGAAGGCCUCUCACAGAAGAAUUUGAUAGUUUUUGGUCUGAGUUACACAAGUAUUUAGAAGAGAAAACUGUAGUACAUGAAAGGAGACACUCGGACAUUAAUUAUAUGCCAUUUGCAAUGUCGGUGGAAAACCUUCGUGAAAUAAUACAGGAUCGGCUCCCUGCAGGUGCAAAAAUUCCAUCAGUGUCUUGGCUGAAACUUAACUUUUGUCCAAGUAAUCCUUAUAAAAACUCAUCUGCAAACUACACAGGACGCUUUAAAGUAAAAUUCAAAGUACAACAAAGAUUGCUGAGGGCACAACACGAAGAUAAUGAAUAUGGGAGAAAUCUUUUUGGUCACCUGAAAGAAUUUGCCUGUAUGUUUAGAGAGGACACCUUGUUCCAGAGCCUUGAUGAUAAGGCAAUUGUGCCAGUUGGGGAACCUGCUCAUGCUAUUUCAACUGGAGUCCGGAUCCAUCAUGGUGGCCUUGUUACUGGUGAUAGACAAAAUCUUGCUAUGGAUCACGAUUUCCACAUUGCAGGAAUAGUGCCUUCUGUAUGUUUUAUGAUAAACAUUCCAACAAGCCAUAAUGACUCUUUUUACAAUGGACUUGUACAUGUAACUGUUAAAGAUAAGGUAUUUGAAGCAAGCAGCCCACUUCGUCAUUCAACCGAAACAAUAUCACUGCUAAGAGGUCAGUAUUCAUCUGAUGAUGUCAGCUUAGAAAAACCAAUAUUAAUAAGAUAUACUGAUGGUGGCCCUGAUCACCGUGUGACAUACAGAUCUGUACAGAUUUGCAGCUUGGUUGAGUUUGUUGCAUUAGACCUUGAUAUGUUAGUGUGUGCCCGAACAGCUCCAUCAAUGUCGUAUCUAAAUCCUGCAGAGAGAACUAUGAGCUUAUUAAAUAUUGGACUUCAAAAUGUUGCUUUACAAAGAGAUAAGAUGUCACCAGAAUUUGAAAUGAUAGCUAAAGGUAAAUCCUUAAAAGGUUUGAGGAAUGUUGCAGAAAGGAAUGACAAAUUCAAGGAACAGUACUCAGAAUCAACAAAGGUUCCCAUUACAGUUAUCAAACAGAGAUUUAGUAAACUGAAAUGGAAAGGGGAAAACAUUAUUAUUCAUGAUGCAACAACAGAGGAGGAAAUGGAAACAAUGAUAAAGUCAAUAUUAAUGGUUCUUGAUGAAAAUGUUACAAUUGAUAUGAAAAACCUGACAAAGCUGAAGAGCAUCAGAAUUGACCAGUUCCUAGCUAGGCAUGCUAGGUGCCGUCACUACAUAUUUCAGAUAAAGAAGUGCGGACAGGAUGAUUGUGCCUAUUGUGUCCUAAAUCCACCAAGAUUGUCGCCAGAUGUAUUUGAGAAAUUGCAUUUUGUUCCAGACCCUACAUGUGAUAACAAUACCUACAAAUCGUUCGGAGAUCUAUAUGGGACUGAAACUGACGACACUGGAAGGCCUAGUUUAGCCCACAAACCUCAGAUGACUGACAGGGACAAAAAGUUUAAAAAGCUUCUUGUAGGAACAAAAGUACGUGGAUUUGUUGAUUGUUGUGAGUGCGGGAAACGGCAAGUUGUAUACUCUGAUAAGCGUCUUAACCCACAGGAAGAGACAGUUCUGAAACGUGUGCAAGAAGAGCUAAUGUUUGUAUGUGGCAGUGUGCUUUUCCCAGGGGGCCGAUACCAGGAUACUAUAGUGGUAAAAGAAGGACAGUGUUGCAAUUCUCCAAUAGAGGUCACGUAUUAUGCAGGAAAGACUAUGGUUUUUGACCCCAUUUGUUUCCAUUGCGGUGACAUUGAUGUCGCAGACACUGAUGCAAUAAGACAGUUGAAGGAGCAGUUUGGGAUUGUUCGACCAAUCUGUAACACAUGUCUAGAAACAGGGAAGACGGUUGUAACCAGGAAUGCCCUCAAAGUGAAAAAAAAAAGGAAUUGAACUAAUAAGACAUUUGAAGAGUUCUCCAUAUAAGCAGAGAGUGUUUCAAAGUGUUACAAGUUUAUACAAAGUGUUACUUUAUAGUGGCGAGUGUUACAAAGUGAAAACAAAUCAAGGAAUUGAACUAAUGAAGAGUGUAGUCAUUUAAAAUCUAGUCAUUUAGUUCUACAUAUAAAUGGAGAGUGUUACAAGUUAAUACAAAGUGUUACAUUAUAGUAAAGAGUAUUACAGUGUUUAAGUUACAAAGUAUUACUUUAAAAUGGAGAGUGUUACAGGUUACAAAGUGUUACUUUAUAAAUAGAAAGUGUUAAAAGUAUUAAAGAAAGUGUUACAAGUUUAA
This is a messenger RNA of Mercenaria mercenaria, 3368 nucleotides long. RefSeq lists its product as uncharacterized. The transcript has 4 exons. NCBI's taxonomy places the organism in Eukaryota, Metazoa, Mollusca, Bivalvia, Venerida, Veneridae. The record is from RefSeq and is a predicted model, not a curated record. The coding region runs from base 539 to 3028 and encodes 829 amino acids.